AUGGUGCGGCGCCGCUCUUCUGGUGCUGUGAAUGCUCUUAGCCCAGAUGCGACCAGAGACCCUACUGCGCCGGACGUGGAGGCACUGGAAGGCUAUCAAACCGCGGAAGAGUCAAGGCCGUUGUAUGAGCCGCAACCUCCGCCGCUGAACUACAGUCUGUGGGAUCGGAGAUGGUUCAUCGCCUUCUUCUGGAGCAUGAUUUUGAUCGACUGCAUUGCUGCACCGAUUGUGCUGUAUUUCUGUCUGUGGUAUCUGACAGAUCUCUCUCCCAACGCCGUCUUCUCCAUCGUGACGGCAGCCCUAGGAGGUGUCAGUAUUUUCGAGUACUUUAUCCGGUUCUGGAGGCUGUGGAAAAAGAGCAGCACGUGUAGAGUGCUGGGAGCGAGGAGAAAGUAUCUCGACUGGUUUCACUGGAACUUUACUCUUGGAUGGGUCAUCAUCAUGGUGGAACUGAUUGUCGGCACCGUGCCCGAAAAUCCUCCUAUCCGCCUCCUGGCCAUGCCUCUCACUUCCAUGAUGUGGGUCUUUGGCACCGAACUUCUCGUCGUCGACAUCAUGCGCUACUUUGAAAUCCCGGCCCCAGUGCGAAUAUCCUCGAUUCCCAAAGGCGCUCAACUCCGACCAGCAAUCUACAGUAUGAUAGAAGAUGUGGUUGCCGUAGACGGAAGUGGAGGAACAGAAUACCGUGAAGCGCUCAACCGACGCUAUGAAGCAUCACAUGUCUUCCGAUCUCUUCUCCGGAGGCUUGGUGUCUUCUGGGCAGUCGGAGCUGAAGGCAUGGCCGUGGUCACAACCGUAUUGGUCUUCACCAUAGGGCCGGACGCCGCAUACGUCGUGGGCUGGAGUGCGCCUUUCGUGUGGGCGGGUAUCUGGACGGUGUUGACCUUUAUGUAUGCGAAGCACAUGCUCAAGAAGGAGCAGCUGGCGUGGACGGCGGAGUUGCAAGAAAAGCAGGGCGCUAUGAUGAUGACGGGAUUGAGUGAUCGUGGAAGUGAAAUCAAGGCUGAAGAGGAGGGACGACCAAGAAACGAGAUUGAGAAUGGCGCACUGCUGCCAGGUGGCCGUGACCAUGCCCUGCAGCCGAUACCUUCAGCCAUGGAAAUUCCGACCUUGCACGACACGCAGCCAGACGCUGCGCCUGACACCUCGCGGGGGAGAUCAUUUGAUAUGGAUGCGCCAGGGGCGACUGCAGCGACAGAAGAACAGGCCACGAAGUCGUAG
This is a messenger RNA of Sphaerulina musiva SO2202, 1221 nucleotides long. RefSeq lists its product as uncharacterized. The transcript has 2 exons. The record is from RefSeq and is a predicted model, not a curated record. The coding region runs from base 1 to 1221 and encodes 406 amino acids. Lineage: Eukaryota; Fungi; Ascomycota; Dothideomycetes; Mycosphaerellales; Mycosphaerellaceae.